Messenger RNA from Bemisia tabaci, 4699 nucleotides. Lineage: Eukaryota; Metazoa; Arthropoda; Insecta; Hemiptera; Aleyrodidae. The record is from RefSeq and is a predicted model, not a curated record.
CAUCAGAUGGUAUUGCCUAAACGCAUGCCGAAGAGAAUCUAAUCUAUCAAUACUUAUUUAAUUCUUUUCAUAUUGUAAUAAGUAAGGAUGUGAAGUGGAGGAAUGAAAAAUUUGCUACGUAAACUUACAGAAUCGUCAAGAGCCGAGUUCUAGUUUAUUGUAGCUCUCUGGUAACCUUAUCCCUUAGUCCUCCCUCAGUGUUUUUAUCGUUUAUCAGUGACAAUGUUUAAGUUAUCAGACGUGCAAAAAUUUGUCGAGGAUCUUGAAGAUGAAACUCAGGAUGCAGUGCAAAAAUUCUGCAAUAAAGGCAAUUACUUCCGCAAAUUCAUCCAAGUGUUACAAGAUGAAGAAGUCGCUCAGAAGGUGCAAGACGCGGGUCUCGUUUUGUCAGCUGUCACUCCUUUCAUCGUUCGAUCUCAGUCAGACCUGCCAAAUCUGGAGCAAGAUGCCAUUGAAGUGAGUCAAGAACUAGUAUCCAGUCAUCUAAAGAUAAUUGAAAAACUUUUGAGCAGUGAUAAAAAAUUUUCAGUGAUUGCUCUGAAACUUCUAACCGCAAUCGUAACUAUAAAUUAUGAUCUUGCAAAAGAGAUUCUUUUGGAACUUCAAAUAACAGGGGACACGAUGGACAACUUAGCGUCCAAUCAAAAAGUGCGGCCAUUUUUUAUAGAAUUCAUUCUGAGUUUUAUCCGAAAGAAUAGCUCAGCUUUGUUUUCCCUUCUUGUUAGCAAACCAAAAAAUAUGUUCAAUACUAUCAUUGUGGGACUGGUUGUUGACGAAUGCGAGGAUGUUGUCAAGUUUUUAUCAACUGUUGAAAACUUUCUCAAAACAGUGCAAUUGGCUGAUAAUUUGAAGCUCAACGCCUUUCAGUCAUCAACUUUAGCCCACUUAGCUGAGUUAUAUAAAUGGCAAGGCCCGCCUGGUUUCAAAAAAUUCUUUAAGCCUGUCAAGACAGUCAAAAAAGCCAAACUUGAUCCGGUUGGCGAAGUUGACGAAAAUGAAAAAGGAUUGGUUCGUUCAAAAGCUCAUGAAUUCCUAGAACUUUUGUGCACCUCUGAGCAGUAUGGUAUCGUAACCUCUGAUUUAGUUUUCAAAGCUGCUGUUGAUCAAACCAAUGGAUAUUUGAUUAAUUUUUUGAAAAAUAAGGUAUUGGAUAAUGUAUGGACAGAUGAACUACAAGCGAAUCUCCUUACCAAAACCCUCACUGUCUCGCCAAAUUUACUAGAAACGGUUUUCCACAAAGUCUCUGUUUCAUCAACACAAGUGUCACUACUUAUUAAAAUAGUGCAUCAGAUCGUAGAAAACUCAAAAUGCUAUGGAAACAGCCUUCGGUUAGAGAACUACCCUGAAGUAACUCUGAAGUUGUGUUUACCUCAAUGCUUAUGCAGCUCGAUUAAGGACGCCCUCGACAGCAGUGAUACUAUGUUAUGCUAUGCAACUAUAAAUUUUCUCAUCGCUUGUAUGAAGAAGCUAAAUGAAUACAUUGAGUUACAUUCCAACCGACAUGGAACUCGUAACAUCAGCAAUCACUUUACUAAUUACAUUCAGAAGAAUGUAGCUUCAGCAGAACUACUUAGCUCUAUUUGGACGAAAGAAAUUGAUUUUCGAACUGUUAUAGCUGAAGAUGGUAGAAAGUUAACCGAAGAAAUGUACCUUUCAUCCUUAGCUGAACUUUUAAUACUGUUCUCUGAUCUUUCAUCUUCAUUUGCGGAUAAGAUACGCCAACACUUUGCGGAGGUUUCUUACGAUUCAUGUCUCUUUUUCUCUGCUGCUCCUUUCCUGAAGGUGUUUUCUUUGCUGAUUUACCUCAACAAGAUCGAUGUCAAUCAGGUUGAAUUCCGCCAUGGCUUGCAGCGAGUGAUCGUAAUAAUGAUUUCUGAAAAAAAUUUAGAGGCAAAGCAAUUGUUCUACAAGUUAAUGAUAAAUUCAAGGCUUGUUAAUGGUGAUGAACACGAGCUUGCGACCUGGGUCCACAGUUUUUCUACCGUCGGAUCUGGUCAUGCUGAAAAAGUUGCAGAGUUGUUCGCUUUAGCUGUCGAAUACUUGGCCAAUGAAUCAAGUGAGCUUGUCAAAGUGAGUGACGAACUUGAUGAAAGUUCUCAAAAGCAUUUGACAGCAGAAGAAAACAUUGAAGAGUUUAUUAACAAAGUAACUCAUGGAUUAAUAGAUCUGACCCUCUUUGCCUCCAGCUCAACGCGUGUGAACAUCAGCCUAUUGUUCCUGGCUUUCCUGAAGAACUUUGCAAGUGAUGAUCGUAAAAUGAAUAGUGCUGUUGCUAAAUCUGUGAACAAAUUUCUAGUUAAUCUGAUCGUUCAUGCUUUUCACUCACAGACCAACCUGGAAGGUUUUUGUUUGCUUGUGAGCAAGGACACAUACCAAGACAUUAUUCCAGGAGAAUUAAAAAAAUACACAAAGUCAUGGCUAUCCAAAAAACCCAGCAAAAGUCUCAAGUCACUGCAUUUGUGUGGGUUUGACGACACAUCCCUGGAGGCACAAUUACUGCAACUCGCAGUCUCUCCGAACGCCAGUCAGCAAAAAGCUCUUCUUGAAUCUCUUAAUCAGACCUCCCCUGAACAUCUCACUCUUCUCUUUCGAUUUUGUAUCUUCAUCGCCGCACAAAAUAUCAUUCAGGGUUCUUCCUCAGCCCCUCUAGCCGAAUGUCUCUCUUCGAUCAUUCUUUUUAUCUUGAAGUGCCUGCCAAACACUUCAGCAGAGCCAUGUGUGCAGUUUAUGUUAACACAUCCAACUAUACUGGAAUCGUUUUUACCCCUGGAUGUGUCAAAUGAGUCAAAGAACAGUGUAGCAAUAGUGCUUCCCAUUUUAAUGGAAGUGCAACCUCUAAUACCAAACAAGGCUUUAGCUCCAUAUAAGUUACGAUUUCUGAAGCAGCUUAAGUGUCAAAUUGAGGAUAAAAAUGAGUUGAAGGGUAGUAAGAAAGUGGUAUCAGAGGUGACAGGAUGUUUGAAACUGUCAGACAAAGAGGCAGCGGAGGUGAUAGACCAGAUUUUUAAGAAUUUUGAAUCAUUGACAGAUACAUGGAAUGACAUAGUGGCGCAGUUGUUGGAAAUCAUCAGUCAAAGCAGACUUAAUGAGCCUUUGCCUAGUCAUCUGGUGGCUGCACUCUGUUCUCGGCUUCCGAACAAGCGACUCCAGCAAGCAUUGACAUCAUACAUCAAUGGAUUCCCUCACAGCAUCGAAUUUAUUCCACCAGAAUUUAUCAACAAGUUAUUGAAAUUGAAAGAAAUCUCGCCUUUAGCUCUUCUGUUGUUUUCUCACAAUCCCUCAUUUAUAGAAACGGUGAUUAAGGACUGGGAAAGCAUAAAAAGCAAACCAACCGUGAUUUUUCCAAUUCUAACAGCUGUUAGCGGCAACACUGACCUUCAAGAUGAAAUUUUGAAAGAAGUAACUCAAAGCCAUCUUUCCUGUCUCUCGACUCAUGUAUUGUCACCUCCGGCCUGGUUUCUAGAGAACAAUCAAAUUGGGUCUCAACUUCUUUACAGAUUCAUUGAUGGGUGAUUUAAUUGAGCCAGACAACCAAAUUUACGACCCAGCGUUUUUGAUUCCUGUACUGAAUAGCAUCCUGGCCACAGAAUCUCCUGUCCGAUGGUUUCAAAUCACCAGAAGUCGUGCAAUCUCCAUCGUAUUUGCAUCCUUGGCAUUGGAAGACCCUGUCCUUAGAAACACCGCCUAUCUCACUUUGUCCAAGUUUUACCAGCUGUUGGAAACGGGCGAAAAAUCCCGUGCAUUAUGGAUUCAGUUUCUGGACAUUAUUCGCAAUGGAAUAGCUGAUGCAGGACUCAAUCAGUCUAAUACAACGCCACAACUCUCAUCAGUUAUCACAACAUUUCUAGCCAGAACUGCUAUUACGUUAAUUGAACCCUCAGGGCCAAAUUUCAAACCUCUAGUAUCAUUUGUUACUGUGAAACCAACUUUACGACUGAAUCAAGUGCCUGAAUUCCUCAUCUUAUUUUUCUCAGCUGACAAAGACACCAAGUUACAUAGGAAAUUUAUUUUGGAAGUGAUGAGAGAUGGCAUUAGGAAUGAGGCUGAUUGGAAACUUUGUCAAAGUUAUGUUUUUAAAAUUAUACUCACUUUUUACUCUUCAUCAUUAGCUGACGAUGAAACAAAGGAGUUGAUCCUUGAAGUGAUGAAAUCCGUAGUGAAAAUUCAAAACGCAGCUAUUUAUAUGGCCACAAGCUAUGGUUUCAUGUCCUGGCUGAGCCACGAAAUUCGGACAUUGCAAGGACCCACUGCAAAAUGUGUUGCAUUAUUGACUGAGAUACUGAGCAUUUUAGGUGCCAACUUGCCAGUCCGGUAUUCAGGAUCUGUUCUCAACCUCUUAUUAUUUUUGGCUGAGAAUGUCACCUCUCUAAACAGUCAUUAUCUAUCCAUGUUCAUCUCGUCUCUCCGAUUCACCAGCCGGAAAGCAAGGAUGUUGAUCAAGUCAAAAACUCUAUCCAGCUUACUCACAAAAAUCGCCACAAAAAUCUCACCCAGUACCCACCAAACAUGCCAGUAUUUCCUGAAGUACGGCACCAAAUAUUCUCCUAGUGUAAGUGUAGAAGAUUCAGAGAGCGUUGACCAAAAUUUAAUGGCUCUAUUUGUUGAUUAUUUGUAAGAGAUCUCUGCCUCUCUUAUUUAUCACUUGAGUUAGUACGUCAGCUUCGACAGAUUAUGAGCAGAAUUUACAAAACCAGCAAAA